GCGAUGAACGUCUUUGGUGCAGUGAGAGAACGUACUUAGAACAAAAUACACAACUAAAUCAAGCCUAAACUUAGACUUUAGCAAUUACAAAUAGAAGAAGAAAAGCCAAAAAGUAGUCUACAUUUCCUCUAUUUAAUAUUUAAAUAACAAACAACAACAAAAAUGCAUAUUUUAUGGUUCUUAACCAUGGCCCUGCUGGCCCUAUGGCAUUUACAACUCUCAACAUGUGAUGACAUUACCCUAACCCAAUCGACACAAACAAACUCUGGAGGCUUACAGCAGCAGCAGCAACAACAACACAACCCAAAUGGACCGGGUGUUAUGGGUUCGAAUACUCUGACAUCUGGACAAAAUAUAGGAGGCCUAGUUAAUAACCAUCAGCAGCAGCAACAACAACAACAGCUAACGAACACAAAUCUCAAUCAACUGGCUGGCAAUAGCUCUCUGCUGAAUUCCCUGAUGAAUGCGAAUGCAAAUGGUAAUGUCCUAUCUCCGGCCCUAAGCGGCGUCUUGAGUUCCCUGGGCAGCAGUGGUGGUGUUGGUGGUAUCAUUGGCCAUUCGGGAGGUGGUUCUAUGAGUUCUCACGGUGGUGGAGGUGGCACCAUGGGUAUGGGAGGUGGUGGCGGCGGAGGCGGUCAUCAUGGUCAUGCCCUGGCCGGUUUAGCGAAUUUGGGUAUCAUAGUGCCCGGUCAUCGUACGGGAAUCACCAAUGUCGAUACGGGAGGACGUUAUAAUCCACCCUAUUUGGGCAUGGGCAAUAUGGAUGGAAAUAGUAUGCAGCAAGGCGGUGGCAGCAGUAGUCUUGGCGGUUCACAAUACUAG
Musca domestica (house fly) is the source of this 822-nucleotide messenger RNA. Its product is annotated as protein Wnt-4-like. Bases 163 to 822 code for a protein of 219 amino acids. The record is from RefSeq and is a predicted model, not a curated record. NCBI's taxonomy places the organism in Eukaryota, Metazoa, Arthropoda, Insecta, Diptera, Muscidae. The transcript has 2 exons.